AUGGUUGGAGGACCAACAAAACAGGAUCCCAGUGAUCCUGAGCACAUGGUGCGCGCAUGGAAAGCCGCGAAAGGUGUCAAUGACAAUGCUUCGAACGCAGGACCGUAUCAUAUGAUCCCUAUUAAGGUCGUAAAGGCUGAAUCUCAAGUUGUAGCUGGAAUUAAAUACAUAUUCGAAGUACUGUUUGGUGAAUCGACAUGUAAGAAAGGAGAAAUGUCAGCAACCGAACUUUCUGCUUCCAACUGCCAGCUCAAGGAGGGCGGAAACAGGGCUCUGUACAAAGUUGAGCUCUGGGAAAAGCCAUGGGAGAAUUUCGAGCAGUUCAAUGUGGAGAAAAUCCGAAACGUUGAUGCCAGCGAACAUAUCUAA
Necator americanus (New World hookworm) is the source of this 369-nucleotide messenger RNA. RefSeq lists its product as uncharacterized. NCBI's taxonomy places the organism in Eukaryota, Metazoa, Nematoda, Chromadorea, Rhabditida, Ancylostomatidae. The transcript is spliced from 5 exons. Bases 1 to 369 code for a protein of 122 amino acids. Gene Ontology annotation, molecular function: cysteine-type endopeptidase inhibitor activity. The record is from RefSeq and is a predicted model, not a curated record. Gene Ontology annotation, cellular component: vesicle; cytoplasm.